Molecule: messenger RNA, 2292 nt
Organism: Lindgomyces ingoldianus
Lineage: Eukaryota; Fungi; Ascomycota; Dothideomycetes; Pleosporales; Lindgomycetaceae
Exons: 2
Coding region: 149-2206 (685 amino acids)
Biological process (GO): regulation of DNA-templated transcription
Molecular function (GO): DNA-binding transcription factor activity, RNA polymerase II-specific; zinc ion binding
Source: RefSeq, a predicted model, not a curated record
UUGAUUUCCGGUCUUCCCCUUCCAGCCGCCUUCGCCCACCGACGAGCCCUUGCGACACCGGCGGGAUCGGUGUGUCGAGCAACGUUAGCAUACUGAUCCUCAUCGAAGACGAUCCUGGAAUUUAUCAGGUGUGAUAAGCAAAUUGGAAAUGCAGGUUUCCAGUCUGCUCACCCAGAAUCUAGCGUCAGGCACUCGGUGCUCUCCAGGAUCUACUGAGGCCAUCCCAACCAUCCGUCAGUACAACACGAGGCAAAACGGACCCGCACACAACAUGCAGCCCCAAGCAGCCGACAUUACCAUGUCUGAGGUCUACCCCAGCACGGAAACUUCUCUUGCGCCAGACGCGCUCUCGUCCUUGCGGUCCUCGGAGCCCAAGCAUGUCAGUUUCGAACUGUUCCUCCCCGAGGCCCCGCAGCAUCGGGCUCGCCUCCCUAUGCGGGUGAACAUCUUCCCCCACGAUACAACCGAUUCAAUAAUUACGACAGUGAAGAACUUCUAUGGUCUCUAUGAACGAAGGGGUGUCAUAUUCCAAGACCACCAUGGCACUACUCUCAUUGCGCGCUAUGAGAAUUUCACUCACAAUAUGGUCGUCUAUGUUCGCGUGGCAGACGAGGAUCCUGAGAUGGAGGGCUACUCUCCAGGACCACGAGAGUCGAUGUCUCCACGUCGACCUCGCCUUGAGGAACCCUUCCAGAUGCUACCACCCUCGAACCACCACCAGCAAACGUUGAAGCUAGAAUCUCACACCGCAGGACGACAAAGUAACUCGCCUCAACCAGGACGCGGGCGUCGUAGCGCCUCGGUCAACACCAACACAAAACCGCGCGCCCGACCUGCCCCAAAGAGUCGCGGAACGAGUUCACACGGCAGCUUUGCAGAUCCCAAUGGAGACAUCAAUACCUACAGCGACAGCGACGGUGGCAAUGCUUCUGUCACCAGCUCUCGCCGUGGAAGAAAGGAGCAGGUUGCUAGUGCCGAAAUUAGUCUUGACAAUAUUGUCGAAGGCGGGCGUCGUAAGCGGGCCAAGUUUGACAGUUCUGAGCUACCGCUUUUUGUUCCUCCCCAGGUUCCUAUGACUGCUUCACUCUCGUCCAUCUCCCCACAGAGACGAGUGAGCAGUCACAACGGCGCCUCUCCCUACUACAGCAACCAGCAAACCUUCGCAUACCCUCACCCCCUUCCAUCUCCUCAGAGCUUUGGUCAAGGAGAUAUUUCUUGGACAAAUGGCUUGACUACUCCCUACUCGAAUUCGAGUGGCCAAGCGCAGGGGUACAGGUCUCGCACACGUGGCUCGGCUCAAUACGUUCCAUAUCGUCAAACCGGGAACACAGGCCUAGUUCUGCCGACUCCUGACCCUACUAUUGGUAGCGUCAUCUCUGACGAGGAUGUUGCGCGCCAGUUGAUGCGUCUUGGCGAUGCGUCUAAUUUUUCUUCCCACGGACGGACUUCAACGUCCACCCUUGACGAUGCUUUGAGUGGGAAGGCAGAAGCCGCCUCCUCCAGCGAUGAGAGCGAUGAGGGCAGUGAUGACGACGAACAAGACUUGCCUCCCUUGCCCUAUCCUCUGGGGCGUAGUGAUGGAAUCAACGGUGAGGCAGCUCCAACUUUUGACAGUGGCGACACGAGCGGCGAGGAAUAUGAGGACAACAGGGACGAUUCCUUCAAGGGCGAGAGCGACGAGGUGAUUCCUGAUGAGCAUCAAGGCCAGCAACCACAUCCGCUUGCUGUGAAGGCCCGUUCUUCCAUUUCUAGCAAGGGCAGCAAGCCUCCCAAAUCUCGUUCAGUGUCGAAGGGCAAGGGGAAACCGGGUGGUCCCUCCAAACAGCCUAUAUCUCCCGCCUCCUUGCCUCCUCAGUCGCGCAAAGCCUCUAGCGCUUCCGUUAACUUCCAGCAUCAGUUGGGUGCAGACGAAGAGGACCUGUCCAGCAAACCUCGCUGCCAGCGAUGCCGCAAGAGUAAGAAGGGAUGCGACCGCCAACGCCCUUGCCAGCGCUGCAAAGAUGCUGGUAUUGGCAUUGAGGGGUGCAUUAGCGAAGACGAAGGAAAUGGCAGGAAGGGACGAUAUGGCCGCCAUAUGGGUGUUCCAGUCAAGAAAAACCAAAUGGACCCGCCUCCAACCCCUGACAAUAGUAUUUCCACCGGGGUCACCACGUAUACCACUCUUGCAAAUGGUGCGAUUGAAAAAGGCAAGAAACGGAAAAGGUAGAAGAUUCCAGGCUCGUUUCGAUGUUGAGGAGUUACACAGUACACCUUCAGGUACACCUUACCGGGCCCUCAAAUUUUUUUUAAUCC